UUUUGCUUAUUUACAUUUCGCAGCAAAUGCUGCUAAACCUUAGCUUUAGUAUUUGAAAAAAAGUGUGAAAAAAUGUCACUUAAAAUAUUUGUUUUGUUUUUCUGCACUCCUUUUGUGCUUAGUGCAACUGGAUUAGAAAGAAAACCUGAAGCUGUUGAUUCUAAUUUGCUGGAAAGUGUAUUGGAUGCGGAGGAAUGCACGCGGCAAAUAGAGACUAUAAGAAGCAACGCCAUGUUAUUGCUUCAAUUUUCUGACGCUGGUAUAAGAACACCAAGAGGAGUAUUAACUGGAAAUUCAGUGGAUAUGGGAAACUACCACCAAUGUUUGGACAUCGAUCAUCAACUAGAAGACAUGCAUAUUGAGGGCAAAUACUGCUCAAUCCUGGUUCCAGUCAAUCAGACACUUCAUUUACCUCGCCCUCAAGAUACUAUAUACUCACAAUUUGAUCCAUACUCUUUGCAAAUGGACAACGAAACUCUGAGUUUACUAGAAGAAUACUACAAAACUCGUAAUAAAUUACAAAUGUUGAGUGGGAACUUUGAUGCAGUUAAUGAUGACACAAGAACGACGCCUCCAAAUCCGCUCAUUUGGAUGGUAUUCAGACUGGCAGUGUGUAUUCCAAAACCAUGUACCACAGAACAAGCAAUAUCUUCUCUAUUUUUCAACGUAUCUGCUGUAGGAUUUAAAUACAGCGAGGAUUAUUGUCGCCUUUCCAAUGAUAAACCCUGGUCUUCCGCUGAUUACGCCGCAAUAAUAAUCUUUUCUGUGCUAGGAUUUGUGGCCUUAAUAAGUACAAGCUAUGACGUUUGUUACCGUUUCGUGUUCAAGAAAGAUGUAAAACAAAUGAGUACCCUUUGUCGAUCAUUUUCUUUUUACACAAAUGGGCAACGACUGACAACGUUUAGUUCCAGUGGUGGGAACUUACAAUGUAUUGAUGGGAUCAGAACUCUCGCCAUGCUGUGGGUCAUUAUAGGACACACGUUCAGUACGGAGGUGUUCAUAGCAAACCCUGCUGAUUCACAAAGUUGGAUGUUUUCUGCUGAAGCUUUAUGGAUUACUGCGGCCACUAUGACUGUAGACACAUUCUUUACUCUCGCAGGCGUGCUAUUGGUCUACACAACUGCAGCUAAAAUGAAACAAAUGACUUUCCUCAAGAAUCUCCACUGGUUCUACUUGAACCGUUACGUACGUGUGACACCAUUGUUGGCUGCUCUAGUACUUCUUCAGGCUUCAUACUUGAAUCAGUUUACCGAUGGACCUCACUGGAACACAGUAAUUGAACAAACACAAAGAUGUAGAAAUAAUUGGUGGUCCACCUUACUUCAUAUCCAAAAUUUAGUCCAUUUGAAAAAUAUGUGUAUUCCCCACUCCUGGUACAUGGCCAUAGACUUCCAGUUGUACUUCGUGUCACCACUAGUUCUAUUCUGGGUCUUCAGUGGAAAGAAACUUCAAUCUUGGAUCGCACUGAUUGGAAGUCUUAUUGCUGUGUUGAUAGGAUCCACAAUUUACUGCUUCAGUAUAAACAGGCAGGCUGGAAAUUUGGUACCUAGCCGUUUCUCAGAAAUGAUGGACUUUAUGUUUGAGUAUUAUUUUAAUACCCUUGCACGAGCCUCUCCAUUCUUCGUCGGCAUGAUUUGUGGAUACAUUCUACAUCUCUAUCGCAAGAGCAGAAUACAGAUUCCAUGGAUCAUUGCCGUCUUCUUCUGGGCAUGCUUUGCUGGUAUACUAGGAGGUAUCUUCUACUUCAAGUACAGCAUCAAGCAGUUUGACUGGGAAAAUCAAUUAAUUGACAACUUGAUGAACUCCUUCAUGAGACCUACUUAUGCAGUUGCCAUCUGUUGGUUGAUAAUCGCUUGCGUUCAUGGAUAUUCUGGCCCGAUUAAUUGGUUCCUAUCGCUUGACGAAUGGCGAUUACCGGCACGUCUAUCUUAUGCGAUGUAUUUAUUCCACUAUCCAAUCAUGUUUUCCAUCAAUGGUUCUGCUGUUGCCCCGUUCUACUUUACUGUAGGGAACUUUGUAUUUAAGUUCUUUGCAUAUGUGGCGUUGUCUGUGGCAGUUUCUUUCUUCUUCAUUCUUCUUAUCGACUCUCCUAUAACAGUUCUCUUCAAGCUAUUGACCGAUUCUGUGACAAAAGGAAAACCAACUAAGAAACCAAACGAAGAUAAACAACAACAUGAUAAAAACAAUAUGAGUGAUAGUCCAAGUGUCACAAAGCCUUCUAUUGAAGAUAAAAUUGACCAUACUAAUGUUAUUGGAGCCAUUGACAGGGACUCAAAUACAAAUCAAAUUCCAGAAAAAUCUAAUGUGGAAGUUGAAAUUAAUGAAGUGAGUGGCGAUAUUAGAGAAAAUGUAGAAGUAAUAAAUGAGAACGGUGCUAGUGUAAGCUCAAAUAAUGUAGCUAGAUAAUAAUUAUGGAAAUUGUUAGUAAUCUCUGAGAUAGAACGCAUGAUAUUAACUACACAUCACAUCAACAGCCUAUUAGUGGCCACUGCUAACCAACGCCUGUUCUCGCAUGAAGAAGGCUUGAGCAUCAAUCACCAUGCUUGCUCAGUGCGGAUUGGCGAUUUCGAACUUAUAAUGUUAGAAAAUUAUAAGCCCAGGUUUCUCCACGAUGUUUUCCUUCACCGUUUGUCAGUGGUUUCUAAAUAAUCUUAGAAAGUACAUACAGCCCAGGUUUCGCACCUUCGUGCUAGAAGAGUCUGAAAAGAGGAAGAAAGAGGUCUUAAACCUCUGGGGCACCACUACAUAUACACCGCUAAGUACUAAAUUAACUACAAAAUAUCAUAUCAGUGCCAAACGGAAUCAGUAGCUUUGAUUACGUAAUUAAUAUCUAUCGUUUUCACAAGAUCAAAUUAAACCUUUUUAUCUCAAUCAUUAUCGAUAAACAUGUAAGAUUUGUCCUUGAUUUAUCGUCGAAUAUUGUUAGGUAGAUAGUCAUAUCUUUAAUUUUAAUAUUAAUUAAUUGUAAUCCGAUGUUGAAUGAAUGUGAUAUUGUUUUAUCAAUGUAUGUAACUAGGUAUGAAGAGAGCGUGUGAAGUCGAGUGAUUAGAAAUAUAUCAGAUUUGAAAAUU
This is a messenger RNA of Spodoptera frugiperda (fall armyworm), 3071 nucleotides long. Its product is annotated as O-acyltransferase like protein-like. The transcript is spliced from 13 exons. The record is from RefSeq and is a predicted model, not a curated record. Gene Ontology annotation, molecular function: acyltransferase activity, transferring groups other than amino-acyl groups. NCBI's taxonomy places the organism in Eukaryota, Metazoa, Arthropoda, Insecta, Lepidoptera, Noctuidae. Bases 73 to 2406 code for a protein of 777 amino acids.